AUGGAAAAGUUCUCUCAAUUUCGAGACCGGGGCUCGGGUAUUGCGCCUUUCCUGCCCAUCCCCUCCGAGCCCCUCGGCCUGCAGGCCCCUCUGCGCAUCUUCUUGUUCUUUUUCCGCCUUCCGCUUUUCAUUUUCGUGACACUCGGCUACUUUAUCGUCCUCCAAUGGCUUCCGAUCGGCUCGCUGGGCAAGAAGGCCGCGCUGUGGUGUAUUCUUGGGGUUCCCAGCAUCUGGUGGAUUGACCUCCAAGUGGAUGGAGUGCGAAAAGGAUCGCUGUCUAAGCAGCAACAAGCUCGUCUGCCACAGCCCGGGUCUGUCAUCGCGUCCUCGCUCACCUCACCGAUCGACGCGGUGUACCUCGCAGCUAUCUUCGACCCAAUCUUCACAGCAUCAUACCCCAACACGCGGCAGGUAGAACGCAUCUCGUUGCUCCAAGCUAUUUUGCGCGCAUUUGCCUCGCCCGCGACCCGGCCUGCCCCCGGUGCGCGAAUGGUGGAUGUGGGGACGCUGGUGGAAAAAUAUCCGAAUCGCGCGCUUGUCCUGUUCCCGGAGUGCACCACCACGAAUAGCCGGGCCAUAUUGCCCCUGAGCCAUUCGCUGUUGGCCGUGCCUCCCAAGACCAAGAUCUUCCCGGUCAGCUUGCGGUAUACCCCGGUGGAUGUGGUGACUCCGCUCCCGGGGAGUUACAUCAGUUUUCUAUGGAUGCUGCUCAGCAGGCCGACCCAUUGUAUUCGGGUGCGCAUUGCCGAGUGCGUGGUGCAAGGCCGGGCUGCCAGUGAGGCUCCUCCGGCGCGGUCCACCCGGAAGUCGACAUACCACACCAAUUACCUCGACACGCUGGAUCAGGAGUCGGGAGACGGCGAGGUCACCGUGGGAGAGAAGGCGCUGCUUGAUCAGGUGGGAGAGUCGCUGGCUCGUUUGGGACGAGUGAAGCGCGUGGGUCUCGGAGUCAAGGAAAAGCAGGACUUUAUUCGGAUGUGGAGCAGAACCCGGCGAACGUGGUGA
Molecule: messenger RNA, 1005 nt
Organism: Penicillium alfredii
Lineage: Eukaryota; Fungi; Ascomycota; Eurotiomycetes; Eurotiales; Aspergillaceae
Product: lysophosphatidic acid acyltransferase LOA1
Exons: 3
Coding region: 1-1005 (334 amino acids)
Source: RefSeq, a predicted model, not a curated record